GGUAAGGUGGCUGGGGACAUCUUCAACGACAACGCCAUAACUGGCCAACCCUUGGCAGGGCUGGUGGUGGGCAUCCUGGUGACGGUUCUGUCCAGAGCUCCUACCUCCACCUCCAUUGUCGUCAGCCUCGUCUCCUCGGGCCUACUCAAUGUGAGGUCUGCCAUCCCAAUCCUCAUGGGAUCCAAUAUUGGGACGUCCGUCACCAACACCAUCGUUGCUCUGAUGCAGGCUGGAGAGAGGGAUGAGUUUGAACGGGCAUUUGCUGGAGCGACGGUGCAUGACUGUUUUAACUGGCUGUCAGUGCUGGUGCUACUGCCCCUGGAGGCAACCACAGGCCUGCUGAGAAGACUGUCUCAGGCCGUAGUUGACACCUUCCACAUCAGCUCUGGAGAUAAGGCCCCAGAGAUGCUCAAGGUCAUGACUGAACCCCUCACCAAACUCAUCAUUCAGUUGGACAAGUCUGUCAUCACAGGCAUCGCCAUGGGAGAUGAGGCCAUGAGUAACAGGAGUCUGGUGAGGGUAUGGUGUAAGAAUCACAUCCUAACGUCCUCUGUGAAUGUUUCUGUUGGUGAUUCCUUCAACUGUACAAUAAUACAACCCUGCUGGCAAAGCAAUGCAACAACCUGGACAACACAGAACAUGACUCUGCUUGUAAAUAUAGAAAAAUGCAGCCAUCUGUUUGUGGACUCGUGGUUGUCCGACCUGGCGGUAGGCCUCAUUCUGCUAGCCUGCUCUCUUCUGCUCCUGUGCACCUGUUUGUUGCUGCUGGUCAAGCUGCUCAAUUCCCUGCUCCAAGGCCAGGUGGCUAAGGCCAUCCAGAGGAUCAUCAACACAGACUUCCCCUACCCGUUUGGCUGGCUGGCAGGUUACCUGGCCAUCCUAGUGGGGGCUGGCAUGACCUUUGUGGUUCAGAGCAGCUCAGUGUUCACCUCUGCCAUCACUCCUCUCAUAGGUAUUGGUGUUAUCAGCAUUGAACGUGCCUACCCUUUGACCCUGGGGUCAAACAUUGGCACAACCACCACAGCUAUCCUGGCAGCAUUGGCAAGCCCAGGGGACAAGCUGGCGGCAGCUUUCCAGGUCGCCUUGUGUCAUUUCUUCUUCAACAUACUGGGCAUUCUGCUGUGGUACCCUGUGCCCAGCACCCGCCUGCCCAUCCGUAUGGCCAGGACUUUGGGGCAGCGCACGGCCAAGUAUCGCUGGUUUUCUGUACUCUACCUACUUCUGUGCUUCCUGAUCCUGCCCUCGCUCGUCUUCGCCCUCUCCAUGGCAGGCUGGCAGAUGAUGGCUGGGGUGGGCGUGCCCUUCGCUGUGGCCCUCCUCUUGGUGUCUGUGGUGAACAUCCUGCAGGUACACAGGCCAGGCUGUCUGCCAGUGAGGCUGCAGAGCUGGGACUUCCUGCCUCUCUGGAUGCAUUCCCUUCAACCCCUGGAUACCCUAAUCACCAAGGUGACCCUGUGCUGCGCUAAAGGAGCCAGCGAGCCUGGUCUGAUACAGUGCUCCAUGGACCGUGAUGGUCCUCAGAAGGCUUUGGACAACCUUGUUCUGUGUUACAUAGACGAAGCCCCCACAGUGGUAAUGUCCCAGGGGGCAGACGAAGCCCCCACAGUGGUAAUGUCCCAGGGGGCAGACGAAGCCCCCACAUUGGUAAUGUCCCAGGGGGCACACGAAACCCCCACAGUGGUAAUGUCCCAGGGGGUGGACGAAGCCCCCACAGUGGUAAUGUCCCAGGGGGUGGACGAAGCCCCCACAGUGGUAAUGUCCCAGGGGGUAGACAGGGUCAGGAGCACACGUCUGUAGAACAUAUGACACUGGAACAACAGGGAGACAGAGCAGAUAUCUUGUGAAAGCAGCAUCGUGGACUGCAAGAAAUGAGCAGUGAUGAUCUAAUGUUAUGGAACAACGAGACUGGAGCAAAAACUGUAGGAGCUUAUGGUUGCAUGAAAACAUGACUCCACUCACAGUCAGUUCCUUUAUGGAUUGCAGAAAUCAUGCAUGAUGCCAGCAGCUACAAAACAAUGUUUACUGUAGUUGAGUUAUGUCAUGCACUGUACUUCAAAGCCAAGGAAUCCUUAAGAGUUUAUUAUUUACUCACAGUAACUCUAUUUCCAGACAAAUGUUUGGGCCUAUUGCCUACAGGACAUAUGUAUGAUAUUAUAAUUUCCCACAAUCAGGAUUGCAAUUGACUUUCUGUCAAAACAAACACUUCUUCCUCUUUGCUGUCAGUCAGGAGAGACAGUAAAUGUCUGUCUCUCUGCUGAAAAUGCAGGAAGUCUGAUUGAAUAGAACGACAAAAAACACUCAGCCAAUUAAAAGGCCUUAAAAAAACAAUACAAGUUAUGCAUAUGAAUGGCUGCGUAAUUGAAGCUAUAUAGGAGGGAAUGGACGCCUCCACUCGCUAAUUAUAAAGCAACGGGGCUCUGAAUGGUUGAUUAAACAUCCAUUUGGUGGCAUAAUGGCAAGUGAUUUCCCCAGUUUCAAUACAUUUCAGGCUUAACGUCUCCUCGCUACUCUUUGAACAAUUGGUACUUUUAACCACAUGCAUAUUCCAGAGAGUUAAAAUGAGAUCAUUUGAUCAUUUUGUUCAAAAUCACAAUUAUUGUACAUAUAGGAGUUUCAUAUUUGAGAUGAGAUGGGAAGCAAUUGUAUCAAGUCAACUGUGUGUAACACAGAAAGACAUGAAUCUGUCUUUCCUAUUUAAAAGACACAUUAGAGCAGGGCUUUUCCCCGGACCAGUUUCUCCAACCGAGCUGAGACGGACAAGAGAUUCAGAAUAUACCACAUCUAACAGUCGGCAGAUAGGGAGUUUAAAAUCAUCCAUAAUAGCCAAGGACGAUAGAUGAAGAGCAGCCAUGAGAUGGCAUGUUUUUAUUGCAUAAGAAGUUCCUGAGGAAGACCUAUUUAAGUGUAGACUACUUUUCUUGUGACAGAGGCCUACAUAGCCUUACAGUACAGAGCCCUAUAGUACAGCUUACAGUACAGAGCCCUACACUACAUCUUAUAGUACAGAGCCCUACACUACAUCUUACAGUACAGAGCCCUACACUACAGCUUACGUACAGACCCUACACUACAUCUUACAGUACAGAGCCCUACACUACAGCUUACAGUACAGAGCCCUACACUACAGCUUACAGUACAGAGCCCUCACUACAUCUUACAGUACAGAGCCCUACACUACAGCUUACAGUACAGAGCCCUACACUACAUCUUACAGUACAGAGCCCACACUACAUCUUACAGUACAGAGCCCAACACACAUCUUACAGUACAGAGCCCUACACUACAUCUUACAGUACAGAGCCCUACACUACAUCUUACAGUACAGAGCCCUACACCUACAUCUUACAGUACAGAGCCCUACACUACAUCUUACAGUACAGAGCCCUACACUACAUCUUACAGUACAGAGCCCUACACUACAUC
Messenger RNA from Salvelinus sp. IW2-2015, 3423 nucleotides. RefSeq names its product sodium-dependent phosphate transport protein 2A-like. Gene Ontology annotation, cellular component: apical plasma membrane; brush border; vesicle. NCBI's taxonomy places the organism in Eukaryota, Metazoa, Chordata, Actinopteri, Salmoniformes, Salmonidae. Gene Ontology annotation, molecular function: sodium:phosphate symporter activity. Gene Ontology annotation, biological process: sodium-dependent phosphate transport; intracellular phosphate ion homeostasis. The record is from RefSeq and is a predicted model, not a curated record.